Messenger RNA from Trichoderma atroviride IMI 206040, 2316 nucleotides. RefSeq lists its product as uncharacterized. The record is from RefSeq and is a predicted model, not a curated record. Gene Ontology annotation, molecular function: ubiquitin protein ligase binding; protein-macromolecule adaptor activity. Gene Ontology annotation, cellular component: plasma membrane; cytoplasm; cytosol. Gene Ontology annotation, biological process: ubiquitin-dependent endocytosis. NCBI's taxonomy places the organism in Eukaryota, Fungi, Ascomycota, Sordariomycetes, Hypocreales, Hypocreaceae.
GAAGAAAAAAUUCGUCCCGGUUGUAGCGUAGCGGCCGGCGCGUGGCAUGUCAGCCCAUUGAAUCCUAGUGCCAACCAUCGUCUUGCUUGUCUGCGCUUUCGGGGUUUCCACCUCUUAUUGAUUAUUCUCUUUUGGAUUUCCUUCUUUCUUACUCUUCCUCUUCCCUCAUACCAUCUCUAUUGUUAUUGUUCUUCUCCGAACCUUGGGUUGUCUUUUUGGCCGCUGUUGCGAUUUUGCGGUCUUGCAGCCCUGAACCAUGCCUUCGUUUAAUCCCUUCAACGCUGUGACCGGACGUCAUAGCUAUAGCCUAUUCGACGUUAGGUUAGACGAUGACUUCAUUGUUUUUCGCGGCAACGACCAAGAGUCCUCUGGACAGCUCCUCAAAGGCGUCGUGGUACUAUGUCUUUCCUCACCACUUCGCAUGGAGGACGUCCACCUCCGUCUGAUUGGAACCCUCCGCCUGCAUUGGUCUGAUCCCGGAUCUAGCACACCCGGCGUCACAGGCCAAAGAGUCGACCGAAGUGUCAACAUCCUCGACCACAGAUGGCCGGCCUUUGUUGGCACGCACGGCAAGAGCAUGACGCUCCCCGCUGGAAACUACGAAUAUCCUUUCGAAUAUACCCUGCCGGGAGACACUGCCGAGAGUGUCGAGGGCAUCCCCGAAGCAUCCAUUACAUACCGACUCAAGGCCACCGUCAGCCGCGGCAAGUUUGCCUAUGACUUGCACGCUUACAAGCACCUCCGCAUUAUCCGAACACUCGAGCCCGGCGCGCUUGAAUUCCUGCACGCAAUGAGCGUCGAGAACAUCUGGCCCAACAAGAUUGAAUACUCCAUUGUGAUCCCGCAAAAGGCCGUAGUCUUUGGCGGCACCAUCAACAUGGAGAUGCGAUUUACCCCACUACUAAAGGGCCUGGAAUUGGGGGACAUUACAGCCAAAAUGGUCGAGAUACGAGACUGCUUCAUCCAGGGAGCUACUGGUCUCAACAUGCGAGAACACCGAACAGAGCGAGACGUUGCGUCCUGGAAGUUUGCGAUAGACCGCGAGGAGCAUUGGCAUGACAUGAUUGAGGAUAGCGGACAGGAGGGCUGGAUGCUUACCAAGCCCCUUGAACUGCCCAAGAAGCUACGACAGUGUAUCCAGGAUCUGAACCACCACGGAAUCAGAGUAAGACACAAGAUCAAGCUGACUGUCGCUCUCAAGAACCCGGACGGGCAUAUUUCUGAGCUCCGAGCGACUCUUCCAGUUUCCAUCUUUAUCUCACCCAAUAUUCCGUUUGACGAGCAAGGCAACCUGGUGAACCAAGCUCCCGGAGGCGCGACCCUUGAACAGGAUCUUGGAUCAAUUGCGCCUCCCGGAUAUGGCGAACACGUGCUCGACCAGCUUUACGACGAAGUGGAUGUAACCGGGUUUCAGACACCAGCUGUCCAUUCUGGAUUCAACAGCCCCUUUUAUGGACACUCACGGACGGGCUCCUCGGAAAACCUGGCAGCAUUUUCUCUCAGCGCAGCUAUAACGCCAGCGGCGCUUUCGUCCAGGCUGGCGGAUGUCUCGCUGGAUCCGUCACAGCGAAAUAGCUCUUACCAGUCCGUCCACAAUGCGUCUGGCAGAGCCUCACCUACGCACGGUUCAAGCCAUGCAUCUCAGACUUCUCAAACUCCAGCUCACCUGAGCCGAACGAACAGCGAGGAGGAAGAAUCUAGCAACAGAAGCUCAGGGGAGCGGGCUCAGGUAGACGUUGCAGAAUUCGCGGAACUGAACCGAGUGCCAAGUUAUUCGACAGCAGUCAAGACGCCUGCGCGAUCUCGCACUCAAACCGGCGUCUUUGUCCCCGACUACCAAACGGCUCUGAGCGCUCCUCGGACACCGCCGAAUCUUGAGCCCAGCAAUGACCCUCUCUCGACCAUCACCGAGCAUACAAUUGGCGAGGGGCACUUGCAACAUGUUGCCAGAGCUUUAUCGCCUCCCAUGACUCGAUCCCACUCAGACGACACAUCAUCGCAUAGGAGAUCUCUUCUCUUCCGCUCCAGAGACCAGAUUGUCGGAGAGUAAACCUCUUUCACAACUUCACAAUUUGUACUACAAAGCGAAACAACAAUCUUUUAUCCUCUGUUUUCAGAAUUUGUUUAAGUCAAGCACUUGGUUUUGUUCUAUUCUCUACUAUUAUCAUUUUGAGCGGGUAUUACACGGUCGGCCGGUUUGUUUAUUCAGGCGUCAGCGAUUACGGGUGGACAUUUAGGGUACAGCACAUAGACUUGGGGUUUUCAGCGAUUAGAAGGUAUCAUUACAAUUUGUGGUUAUGUAGUUUUUCUUUGGCG